Choloepus didactylus (southern two-toed sloth) is the source of this 4738-nucleotide messenger RNA. RefSeq names its product collagen type XVIII alpha 1 chain (gene COL18A1). Gene Ontology annotation, molecular function: protein binding. Bases 109 to 4545 code for a protein of 1478 amino acids. The record is from RefSeq and is a predicted model, not a curated record. The transcript is spliced from 40 exons. NCBI's taxonomy places the organism in Eukaryota, Metazoa, Chordata, Mammalia, Pilosa, Megalonychidae.
CAAUGGACGCGCUGGAGCUGGCCGCGGGCCUGGAGGGCGGGAGCCGGCCGGCCCCACCUCCGCGGAGGCAGCCGCGGCCACUCUGGGCUCCAGCGCGGACACAGCCCGAUGGCUCCCGAGCCCAGCGGCCGCCACACCCUCCUGCUGCUUGCCUGCUGCCUGGCGACGGCCCGGGCCCAACUGCUGAGCUGGGACUGGCUGUGGCCCACUAGGACCGCUGGCUCCACAGCCACACAGGCCCCUGCACCCCCAGGCAGCCCCCCUGUGCAGCCCUCGUCGGGAGCCACCCUGCACGUCGUCCCCCAGGAUGGCCCCGUGCAGCCGCCGACAGCCCCUCCGGCCCCCGCCACCCCCAGCGCGAGCCCUGACACGAGGGAGGAGAACCUGGCUGGCGUCGGAGCCAAGAUCCUGACUGUGGCCCACGGCAUCCGGAGCUUCGUCCAGCUGUGGGAUGACGCCGCUGCCGGGGUCUCGGCCGCCCCCACGGACCCGCCCUCCUGCACCCCCAUGGAGAAUGGCACUGCCCCCUGGCCGGGCAGUGGUACCCCCAGCACCCCGGACACCCAGGGGGCCGAGACCCCCACGCUGCCGGCGCCCCCCCCGCCGCUCCCCACUCCAGGUGGACCCCGGGCUCCACUCAGGGCACCCUCGGGGCCAACCCCACCCCCAGGGAGCGUCACGGAAGUUGGGCUCCUGCACCUCAUCGGGGAGCCCCCGCCCCAGCAGGUCACGCCCAUCGACGACCCCGACGUCGGGCCAGCCUACGUCUUCGGGCCGGGCGCCAACAGCGGCCAGCUGGCGCGGGCGCACUUCCCCAGCCCCUUCUUCCGGGACUUCGCGGUGCUGUUCCACGUCCGGCCGGCCACGGAGGCCGCCGGCAUGCUGUUCGCUGUCACGGACGCGGCCCAGGCGGUCGUCUCGGUGGGGCUGAAGCUGUCGGAGGUCGAGGAUGGGCAGCAGCAGGUCCUGCUCCUGUACACGGAGCCGGGCGCACGGCAGACACGCACGGCCGCCAGCUUCCGCCUGCCCGCCUUCACCCGCCGCUGGGCCCGCUUCGCGCUCAGCGUGGACGGCGGCACCGCGACGCUCUACGUGGGCUGCGAGGAGUUCCAGCGGGUGCCGUUCGCCCGCUCCCCGCACGGCCUGGAGCUGGAGCCGGGCGCUGGUCUCUUCGUGGCCCAGGCCGGGGGCGCGGACCCCGACAAGUUCCAGGGGGCAAUCGCGGAGCUGAGGAUACGUGGGGACCCCCAGGUGAGCCCCCUGCACUGCCAGGAGGAUGACGAUGACGACGUGGACGAGGCAUCCGGUGACGUCGGAAGCGGGCUCGAGGGUAACCAGGAGCUUCUCGGGGAGGAGCCGGGCCCUGUCCUCCUGCCUGGCCUCCCCGCGGUGCCCCCGGUCAUUUCCCCGUCCUUGGCUGGAGGCAGCAACGCAGAAGAUUCCAGAGCCGAGGAAACCGAGGAAGCAACGGCGGUGCCUUCACUGGGAGCUCAGACCCGUGCUGGUGAGGAGCCUGGACGGACGGGCAGUGCCGGCCCUGCGGACCCAGAUGUGGUGUCCACGUGGGAUGGGACAGCUUGGAGACCUGGAGGUGGCCUGGAAGAGGGGCACCUGAAGGGGCAGAAGGAGGAGCUGGGUGCUCAGGGCCUGCCUGGCCCCCUCGGUCCCCAGGACCCCGCAGGCCCGGCCGUGCACAGCCCCGACGGCACCUACACACAGCCUGUCCCCGGGCCUCAGGGACCCCCCGGGCCUGCCGGACCGCCAGGGAAGGACGGACCCCCGGGAAGGGACGGCCAGCCGGGCGACGUCGGGCCUCAGGGCUUCCCCGGGACUCCGGGGGUCGUGGGCCCCAAGGGCGAGAAGGGGGAUCCAGGGGUUGGGCCACAAGGACCCCCAGGACCCCAGGGGCCCCCAGGGCCACCGGGACCCUCCCCCAGACCCGACAAGCUGACCUUCAUCGACAUGGAGGGGUCCGGCUUCGGUGGUGACAUGGAGACCCUCAGGGGACCACGAGGCUUCCCCGGGCCCCCCGGGCCCCCCGGUGUCCCCGGCCUGCCCGGCGAGCCAGGCCGCUUCGGGGUGAACAGCUCGGACACCCCAGGACCCGCGGGCCUGCCUGGCGUGCCUGGCCGGGAUGGGGCCCCCGGGCUCCCCGGCCCUCCGGGGCCCCCAGGUCCUCCAGGAAAAGAGGGGCGACCCGGAGCUGACGGCCAGAGAGGAGACCCCGGUGAAGCAGGCACCCCGGGACCCAAGGGAAGCCAGGGGGACCCCGGCCCCGUCGGUGCUCCCGGGGAGAGCGGCCCAGCAGGAGCCCCUGGACCAGCUGGGCCCCCUGGCCCCCCUGGGCUCCCCGGGCCCCCAGGCCCCGGACUCGCAGCGGGAUUUGACGACAUGGAAGGUUCUGGGGCGCUCUUCUGGACGGCCCGAGGUUCCGACAGACCCCAGGGUCCUCCUGGCCGGCCGGGGCUCAAGGGGGAUCCUGGAAUGGCUGGGCCCCCGGGGGACAAGGGGGACAUCGGCCAGGAUGGAGCGCGCGGGUUCCCGGGCCUUCCUGGCAGAGAGGGGGCAGCCGGGCCUCCGGGACCAAAAGGAGACAAGGGGAGCCCAGGAGAGAAGGGCAGCCCAGGGAAGGAUGGCGUGGGGCAGCCAGGCCUCCCAGGGCCCCCCGGACCCCCCGGGCCCGUCGUCUACCUGUCGGAGCAGGACAGAGCCCUUGCCAGUGUGCCAGGACCCGAGGGCAGGCAGGGCCAUGCCGGCUUCCCCGGGCCGGCCGGACCAAAGGGCGACCUGGGCCCCAGAGGCGAGCCGGGCUUCCCGGGCCAGAAGGGGGAGAAGGGCGAGCCGGGCGCCAUGCUGCGCCCCGAUGGCAGCCUCCUGGGCCCCGCCCCAAAAGGAGCCAAGGGAGAGCAGGGCUUCCGAGGACCCCCGGGUCCGUAUGGCCGUCCUGGGCACAAGGGGGAGAUCGGCUUCCCUGGACGGCCGGGUCGCCCAGGCAUGAACGGACUGAAAGGGGAGAAGGGGGAGCCCGGGGACUCCGGCACUGGAGUUGGCAUGGUGUGUCCACCCGGCCCCCCGGGGCCGCCGGGACCGCGAGGCCCCCCCGGGACUCCGGCCCGCGCCAGCACGGACAGCACCACGUUUAUGGAGUCCGGCCACCCUGGGCCCCUGGGGCUGCCAGGGCACCCAGGGCCUGCUGGACCCAAGGGGGACAAAGGAGACACAGGCCCCGCCGGGCCACCAGGGCAGUUCCCCUUUGACCUCCUGCACCUGGGGGAGGAGAUGAAGGGGGAGAAAGGAGACCGAGGCGACGUGGGACAGAAGGGGGAGCGGGGCGAGCCGGGGGGCGGCGGGUUCUUUGGGUCCAGCGUUCCCGGACCCCCUGGCCCCCGUGGCUACCCUGGGAUCCCGGGUCCCAAGGGAGAGAGCAUCCAGGGCCAGCCAGGCCCCCCGGGGCCUCAGGGGCCCCCCGGCAUCGGCUAUGAAGGGCGCCAGGGGCCGCCCGGGCCCCCCGGCCCCCCAGGACCCCCUUCCUUCCCCGGCCCCUACAGACAGACUGUCAGCGUUCCCGGACCCCCAGGCCCACCAGGGCCCCCGGGCCCCCCCGGAACCAUGGGCGCCUCCUCAGGGGUGAGGGUCUGGCCCACAUACCAGACGAUGCUGAGCAAGCUGCACGAGGUGCCCGAGGGCUGGCUCAUCUUCGUGGCCGAGACGGAGGAGCUGUACGUCCGGGUCCGGGACGGGUUCCGGAAGGUCCUGCUGGAGGCCCGGACCCCACUGCCACGGGGGCUGGACAACGAGGUGGCCGCUCUGCAGCCCCCGGUGCUGCAGCUACACGAGGGCAGCUCCUCCGUGGGGCGAGCCUGGCGGGAAGAUGACCUCCAGGGGGCCCUCCCGCACCUGUCGGACAGCCAGCAGAACCCUGGGGUCUGGCACCAGGCCUCCCAGGUGCACCCCCGGCUGACAGCGCGCCCCACAGGCCUGCCCACCCACAGCCACCCCCACCAUGACUUCCAGCCCGUGCUGCACCUGGCGGCGCUCAACGCCCCGCAGACGGGCGGCCUGCACGGCAUCCGCGGCGCCGACUUCCAGUGCUUCCAGCAGGCGCGGGAGGCGGGGCUGGCGGGCACCUUCCGCGCCUUCCUCUCCUCGCGCCUGCAGGACGUCUACACCAUCGUGCGCCGCGCCGACCGCGCCAGCGUGCCCAUCGUCAACCUCAAGGACGAGGUGCUGUCCCCCAGCUGGGAGGCCCUGUUCUCGGGCUCCCAGGGCCAGCUGCAGCCCGGAGCCCGCAUCUACUCUUUCGACGGCAGGGACGUCCUGAGGCACUCCGCCUGGCCCCAGAAGAACAUGUGGCACGGCUCGGACACCAGCGGGCGCCGGCUGCCCGAGAGCUACUGUGAGACGUGGCGCAGGGGUGACAUCGGCACCACGGGCCAGGCGUCCUCCCUGCUCAACAGCAAAGUGCUGGAGCAGCGGCCCUCGAGGUGCCACAACGCCCUCAUCGUCCUCUGCAUCGAGAACAGCAUCGCCUCCGCCUCCGAGUAGGGCCGCUGUCGGCACAGACGGACAGACGGACAUUCGGAGGGGAGGACGGGCAGCGGGCAGUGCAGAGGAAGCUGCCCGCAGGGAGGAGGCUGCCACCCCUGGGGGAGCCUGGUGGUACCUUCCUGUACAAUCAUGUUUUCAUGUAUCCCUCAAGAAAUAAAAAGAGCCAAAGAGUAUUUUUUAAAAAGCUUAA